AUGGAAGCGGCAAUCCGUGGGCUGUUAGAGUCCAGUUUCGGGGACUAUGUGGAGGGCCUGGACAGGGCGUCCGCUGGCAGCUUCCCCAUGACACUGAAGGAUCUAAAGAUCAAGGAGGCAGCUGUCCAAGAGGAGUUGGAUGAAGAUGGCAACUUCCCUUUCGACCUCUCCAGCGGCAGGAUUGGACAGAUCACUGUCAGCCCUGGCUGGAUGGGCACGGUUGAGGUGGUGGCCACCGGCAUCGUCCUCAACUUCUCGUUCAGCCCCAUGAAGGCCAUGAACAACGCCUUCAAGAAGGAGGAGCCGGAUGACGAGGAAGCCGACUUCACUGGAGUCCACUAG
Messenger RNA from Symbiodinium natans, 342 nucleotides. The record is from the annotation of a GenBank genome assembly. Lineage: Eukaryota; Dinophyceae; Suessiales; Symbiodiniaceae.